Molecule: messenger RNA, 3823 nt
Organism: Lingula anatina
Lineage: Eukaryota; Metazoa; Brachiopoda; Lingulata; Lingulida; Lingulidae
Product: glutamate--cysteine ligase catalytic subunit
Biological process (GO): glutathione biosynthetic process
Cellular component (GO): glutamate-cysteine ligase complex
Molecular function (GO): glutamate-cysteine ligase activity
Source: RefSeq, a predicted model, not a curated record
GUUUAGCCUAGAUGUGCUGAAUCAUGGAAGUCGUCACUGCGCAAGCGCCAUGACCCAAACCUUGACCUCAUACCCACAGGCUUAGAAACAUAAACCACUACUCGCAGCAAGACGGUGAAUUCUAAAAAUCCGCUGUGAGGGUUAAGACGAUCCAUUAACACAGGUUGCCCAGAUGGGUCUACUGUCCGAAGGGACGCCGCUGUCAUGGGAAGAGACCAAGGCCAAAGCCGAUCACGUACGAGAACAUGGAAUCACCCAGUUCAUUAAUCUCUGGAAACGACAUAAAGAUGUGAAGAAGGACUGUUUACUUUGGGGCGACGAGGUUGAGUACACAUUAGUUCACUUGGACCACGAGAACGAGAAGAGCAGUCUGCUACUUAAGGGAGACAAAGUUUUACACGUGCUACAGCAACAAGAGAGAGAAAACCCUGCGGACCUAAAAACAAUAUGGCGACCAGAAUAUGCAAAUUACAUGGUGGAGGGGACGCCAGGGAAACCAUACGGUGGACUGAUGGCUUACUUUAAUAUGGUGGAGGCCAACAUGAGAAGAAGGAGAAAGGAAGUGAUGAGACUUCUGUCCGAGCCGGGAGAGACGGCCCUCUCUGUUGUCACAUUUCCAAGGUUGGGUUGCCCUAAUUUCAGCCGGCCUGAGUUUCAGCCCACACCCACAGAGGGCGCCUCUAGGUCUUUAUUUUACCCUGAAGAGGUCAUCUUUCCAGGACACCCCCGAUUCAAGACCUUAACAAGAAACAUCAGACAGAGAAGGGGAGAAAAGGUAGCGAUUAAUAUUCCAAUUUUCAAAGACAAAAACACACCAAGUCCUUUCCAAGAGGACUUAUCCCAAUAUGGCGACAGCGGGGAGUCUCAGGCGGCCUCCCUGCCUGACCACAUCUACCUGGAUGCCAUGGGCUUCGGGAUGGGGUGUUCUUGUCUCCAGAUGACAUUCCAGGCGUGUAAUAUAGACGAGGCACGACACCUUUACGACCAGCUUGCGCCGCUUUGUCCUAUCAUUAUGGCCCUCAGUGCUGGUUCACCAAUCUACAGGGGUUUUCUGUCUGACAUAGACUGCCGCUGGUUUGUGAUCUCCAACUCUGUAGACUGUCGGACAAGAGAGGAGAGAGGCCUGGAGCCCCUCCAGAAGGACAGAUUCAGGAUACAUAAGUCACGUUAUGACACAAUAGACUCUUAUUUGGGACCGUGCAAUGCGUGUUAUAACGACAUCGACAUGGUUUAUGACAGAGACAUAUGCAGCAGGCUCAAGGCAGCAGGUGUGGAUGAGCUGUUGGCAAGACAUGUGGCCCACUUAUUUAUCAGGGACCCCAUCUCAUUAUUCAGUGAGAAAAUUGACCAGAACGACGAGGAAGAAAGUGAUCAUUUUGAGAACAUCCAGUCCACGAACUGGCAGUCCAUGCGCUUCAAGCCACCGCCUCCGAACUCUGACAUUGGCUGGAGAGUGGAGUUUAGACCCACCGAGGUCCAGCUUACAGACUUUGAAAAUGCAGCCUAUGUGGUGUUUGUGGUGCUGCUGACCCGAGUGAUCCUGUCUUUCCAUCUGAACCUGGUGAUACCAAUAUCUAAGGUAGAUCAAAACAUGAAAACAGCAGCCAAGAGAGACGCUCUACGCCAAGGAAAGUUCUACUUUAAGAAAGACUUGCUGACAGGCUAUUCCCCUCCCAAAGCCUCCGAGUGCAUCUGUAACUGUCCCUGUGGCAACGUGGACAUAAGUCGCGCAGUGGAUGCAGAGGAUGAAUACACCGAGAUGACCAUCAAUGAGAUCAUUAAUGGAAAGGAGGAAGAUGGCUUUCCUGGUCUGGUGCCUCUAAUGGAGGCUUAUCUGACAAAUAUAGAGACGCUGGAUGUGGAGACAAGGUGUACAAUUUCACAGUACUUGAAACUGAUCAGUAAAAGAGCAGCAGGUGAACUGAAGACCACGGCUCGUUGGAUGCGCGACUUUGUCACCUCCCACCCUGACUACAAGCAGGAUUCUGUAGUGUCAGAGAAGAUAGCGUACGAUCUCAUGAAAACUUGCGACCUAAUUACCAAGGAGAAGAUUGUUGAGCCUGACUUGUUGUUCCCAAUCAUCACGCGGACACAGGAGUCCAUUCCGCACGCAGUCAAAAUAGCAGAGCAGCACUUGAAUGAUAAACACGCUGUGACUGGUCAUCAUCAGAUCGACCAUGUUUAUCAGGAUGGAACGCUGAAUGGAAAUGAAUGAUUUUUUAUUUUGACUAUUUUGUAAUUGAGGCCAUUUUUACAGUCACAUCUCUUUUUUAUUUUGUUCAUUCUUCUAGUUAAUGUAGUGAUAACUGACUGAGACUCUUUCAUUAUUAUUUUUAUUAUUAUAUUUUUACUUUAAUGCUGCAUUUAGAUGGUCCUGCAUUUAAACACCCAUUUUAAUUUUGAUGUUCCCAAUCAACGGAGAGAAUAAUUUAUAUCAUUGCAGCAGGACUCUGCAUGAUGUACUGAAAUCAAGUUCUGAUUAACAAAGUCCAUGCUCUGGGUUAAAUGACAGCAAUCUUUGCGGACUGUUUUUGGGAAAGACAUUUCUAAACAUUCAAAGGAUUUUACAAAUGUAAAGCUACGAUGGCAACAUCAGGUUGAUUUAUUUAUUUAGAGUUUACUAUUUAUAAUGUCACUUGGGUAGCUUAAGCAUUGGAUUGAUGGUAACUGAAACCAUGUUCUAUGAUACUGAUGUUUGUUAUGUCAGAAGUAAACGAGCGCCUUCUAAAUGUUGUACGAGACGGAUGAGGGCGUUAGAUAGACAGGGAAGCCUCUCAAGCGAGUAAUAUUUGUGGAAAAAUGACAAAAUAUAAGAUUCCAAAGCAGUUCACCAAACAUACAGACAUAUUUCACAGACAUGAAAAAAAGGAUAACUGAGCAGUGAAAAAAGGUUUUAUUGUUUAUUAAUAAAUAAUAAUGUGUUAUAACUACAUUCACAGGUUCUCAGCUCAUUUUAAGGCUACCAGUAGAGCAAUACUGUGAAAGGCUUAUAGGUUGCUGAUGUAAUAAUCUUUUUAUAGAUUCUCAUCCCCAUUCAUUUUAAUCAUUUAUGAUUUUAUAUAGACUUUUUGAAGGGUCUAAGUUAAUAUUUGUUUCAAAGAAACUUAAUUUAGUCACUGUAGUAAAUUGCUUUGAGGGACCAAGGUCUUAUACUGCUGGAAGUUAUUUAAACUGAUUCUGGAUAUUAUAGCGACAGGAAUAGUGUGAGAAAAUGAGCUCGGGUAUUUACGCAAUAAAUUUGAAGUGUGAAUUAAUAAUUUCUGCCCCCCCCCUCCACCCCCACCCCCAGGAAAAGGAUUUAGUAAUAGUUGAUAAUGCUGAUUUGAAAGUUUAAAAAGCUGUGUUUCCUAUUUAAAAUGUGAAGCUUAUUCUAGAUUUGCCAUAUCAGAGCUGUAAGCAUUUCAAAUACUGGUACUUCAUUUAUACAUUAUUUGUAUAUUUAGUUUCUUUGGACAUGACAUUUAUGGUGCCUUUUAUCUCAUUUUAGUGCAACUGGGUUCUCUUGGAGAAAAUGUGUUAAGACAGAUAUACCAGUAGUGAUAUUUAAAAAGGAAUUGUAUUUUGUAAUGAGGCAUUGAAUAUAAGGGCAUUUUUUAUAUUGGUUUAAUUUAUUUAUUUAUUUAUUCAUUUAUUAGUUUCUUUGGGAGUUAAAUUUAUUUUGCUUUUUAUUUCCUUUUACUACAAUGCUUUAAUCCUCAGAAAAUGUUGUAAUGGGUGAAGUCAUAAACAAGAAUUUAAUGGUAUCAUAUAAAGACAUUUUCUUUAAUUUAUUUGUGUACUUUUUAUUUUAUUAUUUAUUUGCAAUUCUUUAUUUAUUUAUUUA